AUGAUGAACGGUACAAGUAUGAGUUCACCGAAUGCUGCGGGAGCAAUCGCCUGCAUGCUUUCGAAACUGCGAGCGGAUGGCAGCCAGUGGAAUCCAUUCCGAAUUCGUCUUUCGUUAGAGAACACUGCUAAGCAAAUUACGGACGAAUCAUCAUUGCCUUUUGGGACUGGAUGCGGAUUGAUUCAGAUGCUCGUGUUAAUGUUACGUACUUUUUCUGUAGGUGUAUACAUCAGAGAACUAAAAGAGUCGAAGGAAGUUCAAGAGUACGCAGUCACUGUCGAGCCGAAGUUCAAGGAAUUUAGCGAUAAUGCAUGUCAAGCCGAUUUCUCCAUGAAUAUUGUUCUCCAGUCAGACGUUGAUUAUGUUCAACAUCCUAGCCUGUUCAUGCUGACAUCUGAAGGCAGGAGUUUCACUUUGAAGGUCGAUCCAACUCAGCUCUCUCGUGGGGGUGUCUACUUUACUGAACUGCGCGGAAUGUACGCGGACAAUUUCGCAAUGGGACCUGUGUUCCGUGUUCCCAUCACUAUUAUAACACCCGAGACCGUCGACGAAGUUGACUUCAGUGUUGAUCGCACUUUCAAGAAUGUUGGUACCAUUCCUAUCCGUCAGUUCAUCCAUGUGCCUCCAGAAGCGACUAUAUGCCGUAAGAAUAUCACUCUUCUCUUCACAGAUCUAGCUCGGAAACCGUUCGACAGGUUCACACUGCAUUGCGUGCAGCUUGAAGAUGAUAAAUGCUAUAGGAACAGUGAAUCGUACAAAAUACUGGGUACUGACUCGCACGAAUGGACCAAGACCUUCUCGGUCGUAGGCGAUCGCACGCUUGAAGUUUGUCUUGUGCGCAGUUGGACCCGUUCUGAUGUCGAAGGCAGUGUGCGAGUACUCACGAAGUUCUUUGGUGUGCAGAGACCUCAGGUUAUCAACUUGUACGCUCCACAUUCCGGUGAAGCCGACAUCAGCAAAGAUAGAACCGCUUGGUCCGAGGGAUUUGAUGCCGAAUGGAAAACAAAUCCAUCGACUUUUACUCGUUUAUAA
Cylicostephanus goldi is the source of this 1032-nucleotide messenger RNA. Lineage: Eukaryota; Metazoa; Nematoda; Chromadorea; Rhabditida; Strongylidae. The record is from the annotation of a GenBank genome assembly.